Molecule: messenger RNA, 4264 nt
Organism: Ctenopharyngodon idella (grass carp)
Lineage: Eukaryota; Metazoa; Chordata; Actinopteri; Cypriniformes; Xenocyprididae
Product: serine/threonine-protein kinase H2
Exons: 5
Coding region: 1-1455 (484 amino acids)
Biological process (GO): protein phosphorylation
Molecular function (GO): ATP binding; protein kinase activity
Source: RefSeq, a predicted model, not a curated record
AUGGGCUAUUUGUCCGCUGACCUCUUCCAACCUCACCUCCCCCUGCUCCUCCAACAGACUGUCCGCAGGAAAAUGAGCGUAUUCAUCAGGGUCUCCCGAGAGAAACAGGCCAUUGCUGUGACGAAGGAGUCUCUGCUGCAGCAGACAGACUGUAAGGUGUUUAUAAUGGGAAGUAGUUCUGGCAAAGUGUUACCUGAGCCCUCCAAAAAUGGAUGUUUUUCCCUUAUCGACUCUGUUGUGAACUUCAAGAAACAAGAGAAUAACGGGGAAAAGUGUAAAGAGAAACAACACGCUUGGCUUUGGAGGAGGAGAAGUGACAGAAGAGCUUCCCAAAAAGGAAUACCAGAAGGAGUCAAAGAAUUGGUUCAUCUGGAGGAGAGGAUGAAGAAUCCUAAUGCAAAGUUUCGUGCAAAGUUUGAUCCACGCGUCACGGCGAGGUAUGACAUCAAGGCUCUGAUUGGUUGCGGUAGCUUCAGCCGCGUGGUUCGUGCUGAGCACCGGCGCUCGCGCCAACCCUUCGCCAUUAAACUUCUGGAGGUCAAAGGUCGUGAGGGUCACGAGGCCUGUCAGGCAGAGCUCGGUGUCCUGCGAAGGGUGAACCACAGCAAUGUCAUCCGCCUGGCUGAGGUGUUCGAAACGCCACAUCGCGUCUAUCUCGUUCUGGAGCUGGCCACUGGAGGAGAGCUCUUGGAGCGCAUGGUCGCCCGAGGAACCUUCAGAGAACGGGACGCCACCAAGGCCUUAAAGAUGGUGGCCAGCGGGCUGUGCUAUCUCCAUGCUCUGGGUGUCAUCCACAGGGACCUCAAACCCGAAAACCUGCUGUACUACCACCCGGGACAGGACUCGCGCUUGAUCAUAACAGACUUUGGGCUCGCCUGUUGGGACUCGUCCUUUAGCACUGUAGACUUUGAGAAGAGCCAUCAGGGUAAAGAUUGGGCUGUGAGGACGCUCUGCGGCACACCGGAGUACCUGGCCCCUGAGAUGCUGGCUCGGAGACCCUGUAGUAGCGCUGUGGAUAUGUGGGCGCUGGGCGUCAUCACUUACAUCGUGCUGAGCGGCUCACUGCCCUUCGACCAGAGCAGCCGACCGCGGCUCUUCAGGGCCAUUCUCAGGGGCAGCUACAGUUUCCAUGGUGAUCCAUGGAAAUCAGUAUCUACAUUGGCCAAAAGCUUCAUCGAUGGCCUUCUGACCCUUGAGCCUGAGCAUCGAAUGACCGCUGAGGAAGCUCUUAAGCAUCCGUGGCUGGUCAGCAUGGCAGCCUGUUCAUCUAACAAGAACCUUCACCGCUCCAUUUCCCGAAACCUCCAGCGGCGGGCUUCACGGGCCUCUUCUCGCUGCCCCAGCUCGGGCUCUACUCCUGGGUCACGGAUCUCGAUGAGGUCUGGGUCACGGCCAGUUUCAGGGCCACGGUUAGGGGUCAGCAACAAAUCACAGUGCCUGAAGAUCGCUACUUAAAGGGGACACAUCAUGAAAAUCUGACUUUUCCCAUGUUUAAGUGCUAUAAUCGGGUCCCCGGUGCAUCUACCAACCCAGAAAAUGUGAAAAAGGACAACCCAGUAACUUUGUUUUGGCAAGCCUUUCUUUGCAAGCAUGUGAAAAAACGAGCAAAAACUUGUGAUGUAGGAAGGGGAUCUUAUUAUAAUAUUAUCGUCCCUUUAUCUGCACGUUUCCACCCACGGUGCCGCCAUUUUGUUUUCGCAAGUGAAAACGGUGUACCAGUUCUAACUCCAUGGCAAAAUUUUGAGCAAAGCAUGCUAACUGUUCUGUCGUUGGCUGCACAGACGAGCUCAGAACACUAUUAGAGUCUCGUUAGCAUGAACAGCCUGCAAGAUGACCCUGGCAAGCUCGAUUGCUAAAAAAGGAGCGUUUCUGUCCAAGCAAAAAGAUUAGACCAUACAUAGCAUUUGAUAGCAAUCAUAACCGUUAGUCUGGUGUAUGGCUCUGUUUGGCAAACAGGUACUCUAUGUAAUAGUGGGCGCCCAUACGGGUUUUGCACAAAAGAUUAACAUGAUGUCACAUUCGAGUCGAUGAGUUGAAUCAACUCCACAGCAACUACAUAAAUUUAUCCACUAACCAUUCAGAAACGUCCGGUUUCAUUCUAAAAGUUGUAACUUCUUCCUGAGUCUCUCCAUCAGUGUCCGACUCUGGUUUGAACAAUGUUGAACAAAGGCUGAACACCGUUACUGACAAUCAACAUUUUGGCUCCAGCUUUGCUGUUGUUGUUGAGCAACCGAAGUGCGAGCUGUUAAAGCUCCGCCCUCUUCUGUAUAGGGGGCUGGGAGCAGCAGCUCAUUUGCAUUUAAAGGGACACGCACAAAAACAGCGUGUUUUUGCUCACACCCAAAUAGGGGCAAAUUUGACAAGUUAUAAUAAAUGAUCUGUGGGGUAUUUUGAGCUGAAGCUUCACAGACACAUUCUGGGGUAACCAGAGGCAUUAUAGGUCCCCUUUAAAGGGUCGAGGUUUGGCUGGUUACCAUGGACCAAGUGUUUUUUUUGUUGUUGGUGUUGUUGUUGUUGGUGGUGUUGUUUUUCCACUACAAGAUUUCUAGGUGAGAGGCCCAAUACUCAUUCCCCAUGUGAAAGAGAACAAAACAGCCUGUUUAAUUCUGAACAUUAUAAGUGGACCUCAAGGAACAAAAUUAAAGGAUGAAAAGUGAAUAUGAUUCCUUAAAACUUGUAGAUAAACUUUAAUGUAGAAAUACAGACCUUGUUUUUUGAAAGGUAAAUCAUGUAUCCAUCCAUACUAAUAUAUUUAUGAUGCAUUUGUGCUAAUAGUAUUCAUGUUUUUCAAGAUCUUCAGCAUAUUUGUGAUCUCCUAUUCAUGUUGAACAGCAAAGGAGUUUAAAGUCCCCUCUAUAAAAAGAAAACCACAGAUCAGCACCUCUGCUCGCUUCUGACACAUUCAUUCCUUCAUUAAUCAGAUGAGGAUGAACUGAUUAUAUAAACUCACCAUUCUAUUUUAAAAUGUACAUUUUUCACCCCUGAAGGACCAUGCACCAGACUAAAAUGCAAAUGGAAAGGGAGUGUAACCUCUAAUGGUCAGAUCUGCAGAUUUUCUGCCCUGCUUUUCUUCAUAUUACUGUUUUUACUUGGUGAAGAGCCCCUCUAGAUUGAUUGUGUGAAGAAAUUAAGACUUUUAUUCAGCAAGGAUGCAUUAAAUUUAUCAAAAGUGGCAGUAAAGAGGUUACUCUUUCUCUGUAACUCGACUUGCAUAAGGCGGUUUACCAGAAGCUAGUUAUUAUAGUUUAUAAAGUUUUAAAUAUGGAUAUUUUGCUUACAAAAACCCAUCGCUUCACUUCAGAAGGCCUUUAUUAACCCCCUGGAGCCAUGUGGAUUACUUUUAUGAUGGAUGAAUGCACUUUUUGGGGCUUCAAAAUCUCACGCCCCCUUUACUACCAUUAUAAAGCUUGGAAGAGCCAGGAUAUUUUUUAAUAUAACUCCAAUUGUGUUCGUCUGAAAGAAGAUAGUCAUAUACACCUAGAAUGGCUUGAGGGUGGGUAAAUCAUGGGAUAAUUCUCAUAUUUGUGAACUACUGCUUUAAGUCAUGCUAAAAACAAGACAAGCAUAUAGGCUGCUGACAUUUUGACUUGAUCUUUUGACAUAUUUUUCCUUGCCACAUCACUGAUGUGAUUGUUUUCUGUGAAACUCUGGUAAUAUUAAACAUCCUUUUUCAGAGCUAUGACGUAGCUUUAUGGUGUGGUAAGGUAAUGCCCUUGUGGAGAAAAAGAAAAAAAUAGGUAGUGAGUGCCCUCUGUUGGACAAUUAUUCAGUUGCAUUGAUUUUUUGUUUGUUUUUUACAUAAGUUUUUACAUUACAUAAGUAGGAAAAUUAUCUAGUGUUAUGUUUCUUCAUACGAAUUUAUGCAUCAUAUGUGGUAAAAUGCUGUUAGGGCCACAAUUCUCUUAUGCUUAUUAUAUACUGAGAAGCAAUAGAUACAUUUUAAUUUAGAUGUAAUCAUCAUUACUUUUGUUUUCUUCUACCCAUUAAAUGUGGAUUUUAAUUAAUUUUGGGUCUGUUUUCUUUUGGUCUGGUGGGAAAUAUUUAAACAUCUUCAAUAUACAGCUUCAUGUAAAGCUGUUUUGUGCAGUGGGCCGUUCUGCUCUCAGCUCAAUAUCUGUUAAUGACGUAUGUGAUGACUUUACUGAAAAAUCCUCAACAUGAAACAGAAUUAGCUAUAAAAUAACCAUGAAGACCUUGGCUGCUUCUGAGUUCUUUAGUAUGGAUGAACGUAGGAAUUCAGUCUGUUAAGAAUUAUGUUGUAAAA